Ctenocephalides felis (cat flea) is the source of this 1500-nucleotide messenger RNA. Its product is annotated as kinesin-like protein KIF14. Bases 103 to 1500 code for a protein of 465 amino acids. Gene Ontology annotation, cellular component: microtubule; kinesin complex. The record is from RefSeq and is a predicted model, not a curated record. Gene Ontology annotation, biological process: microtubule-based movement. Gene Ontology annotation, molecular function: microtubule motor activity; microtubule binding; ATP hydrolysis activity. The transcript is spliced from 3 exons. Lineage: Eukaryota; Metazoa; Arthropoda; Insecta; Siphonaptera; Pulicidae.
UUUAUUCCUAGUUAAAUUAGUGCUGCUCUAAUUUUUAUAAAAAAGUUUAAAAAUGACAACAAUUUACUGAAUUUGAAUUGACAUAUCAAAAACAUAGUAGCAAUGGCCAGCCGAAAAUUAAUCUAUUCUCCUUGUUCAAAGGAGAACUUUGAUAUUAGUUGCAAAGAUUCUAUAAAUAGGGCUGAUGGUAUCAAUAAACAAAAUAAUAUAGUUAUUAGAACAUCACUGGAAACUCAAAAAACACCAAAGACACUGAAAACACAAAAUAUUAGUGAUUCUGCAGUUAGUAAUUACAAAUACAGUAAUCGUACACCGCAACGUUUAAAGACACCUAGAUCAAUGAGUGCAAUUCCUUCUGCCAUUACUCCACUAAAUAAUCAUUAUUCAAGUAAUUCAACACCUUCAAGUACUCCCUCAAGAUUGCGCUGCAAAAAUGUGAAUUCUUUAAUGCAAACGCCAGAAUGCUUUAAUCAAGUUGUGAUGGAAACCCCAAAUAGCAUGAAAAGUUCUCAAAAAAGUAGCAACACCGUAGAUGAAAUAAGUAAUCUUACAGUGGCAGUAAGAGUCCGCCCUAUGAAUACAAAAGAAUUAAACACUGUUUCCAUUACUAAUAUAGUGAUGGUAGAUGAAGAUGAAGUAACAGUAUUGGGCGGAAACACAGCUGAUUCUUUAGGAGGAGUUAGUCACAGUUUUCAGUAUGAUCAAGCGUAUUGGUCUUGCGAUCCAGAGCACCCGUUUUAUGCAGAUCAGCAUACUAUUUUUAAUGGCUUAGCUAUGCCUUUGAUUGACAAAAUCUUUGAAGGUUACAAUGCUUGUCUUUUUGCAUACGGUCAGACAGGAUCAGGUAAAACUUACAGCAUGAUGGGUAUUGAUACAGGCGCUGAAGAUUAUGAUGUAAAUAGUAGUGCAAGUGAAGCAGGCAUCAUACCACGUUUCUGCCAUGAGUUAUUUUCUAGAAUAGAAAGAUUAGAUAAAAAUGUUAAUGCAACUGUAGAAGUCAGUUAUUUUGAAAUAUACAAUGAAAAAAUACAUGAUCUUUUAUCACUGAAUAUGGCUAGUAAUGGUCAUAGAGCACCUCUUAAAGUAAGAGAACAUCCAGAACUCGGCCCAUAUGUGGUAGAUCUAAGUAUGCAAGCUGUUAAUAGUCAUAUUGACCUUCGAAAGUGGUUAGCUGUUGGUAACAGUCGCAGAGCUACUGCUGCCACUGGAAUGAAUGAUAAAUCUUCAAGAAGUCACAGUAUUUUUAGUGUUGUUUUAAAUAUAUCAGGGCCUGAAGAAAAUCAAGGGAUCCGUAGUAAAAUCAGUCUUGUAGAUUUAGCAGGAAGCGAGAGACUAAGCCAUACAUGUGCAAGUGGUGAAAGACUCAAAGAAGGAGUUAGUAUCAAUAAGUCUUUAUUAACACUGGGGAAGGUUAUAGCGGCACUAGCUGAUUGUCGCAAAAGUGGAGUAUUUGUGCCGUAUAGAGAAUCUGUUCUUACUUGGCUGUUAAGGAUAUGUUAA